Molecule: messenger RNA, 558 nt
Organism: Penicillium nucicola
Lineage: Eukaryota; Fungi; Ascomycota; Eurotiomycetes; Eurotiales; Aspergillaceae
Exons: 3
Coding region: 1-558 (185 amino acids)
Source: RefSeq, a predicted model, not a curated record
AUGGCAACUGCGAUGCCUGCUCCGUCGUGUCGGCUAGCAGAUGACGCCGCGACAGCUGCACUUUAUGCGACUCGUUCCGAACGCAAGGCGCCCACGCGUGCCCCGACCGCGCCGAACACCUACUUGAAUCCACGAGCCGGUGGAACCGCCAACCUCAGCCAUGCAUCGGCCGCCUCCGCUCUCGCGCAUGCGAAUCGCAAACCAGUCGAAGUAUGGCAGCCCCCUGCCCGACAGCCGGAUGCCGAGAGGGCCGCGUCCCUCGUGAAAGACUACACCCCUCCACAGCCACCGCCGGCCCCCACUGGACACAGUGCUGCUGGUUUGGGCGCUGCGCUGAUUGCCGCCCGUGGGGAACAGCGACCUGCGGCACCUGCUCAGGUUCCCACUCACAAGCGCGGCAUCUCCCUCGACCAGCACCCCGACCGCCAACGUACUGCCGUUGGUGGUGACCCGCAAGAAAAGGCUCUCCAGGCUGCCACAGGGGCCUAUACCCUAUCGCGCAAGAGGGCUGACUCGGCACUCAGUGAAUCCGGUCCGUCUGACGUCCCCCUUUUCUAG